Messenger RNA from Cylindrotheca closterium, 1257 nucleotides. The record is from the annotation of a GenBank genome assembly. Lineage: Eukaryota; Bacillariophyta; Bacillariophyceae; Bacillariales; Bacillariaceae.
AUGACGAAGGCUUCAAAGGUCCCAAUGUGGAUCACCCAAGAUGAAACUCUGUCCGACCUGUCAACGGUGCACGAAGAUACCAAGGUUUCAAAUCUUCGUUUCGUCUAUGUGGACUUUACUGACGAGGUCCUCGAACGAUUACAAGAUCUCUCCUCUCGCGAGUUUGAGACGAUAUGUCUGUUUUCGUGUAGGGGUAAGAUGGAUGCGGCAAUAUCAUUCUUUCUUGGACAGAUGAGAAUAAGAGAGUUUGUCGUCAACACGUUCAUUCCCGAUUCCUUCGACGAUUCAGCUGCCAUGGCAUUGGGGAAGGGAUUAGAAGUCACAACCACUCUCAAACGACUACACCUACACGGCUGUCUCGCUUCAAGGCAAUUUCCUGAUGCUUUAAGACAUGGUCUUGAGAACUGCCCAUCACUGGAACAUCUGGAAUUCAAUUUGGCACAAAAAAUUGACCGAUCCGGGAAUAGGGUUGGUAGAGUACUGGCAGAAGUGUUGCCCAAAAUACCGAAUCUAAACAAGUUGGUUUUGCGAAAGAACCAGCUGGAUAGCCGACAGCUAUUAAUGCUGUUGAAAGGUCUGGUGACGCAUACACUGAUUAAGGAGUUGGAAAUGGCAAUCCCUUGCCUGGAUAAGAAAAUGGUCGUCAGAUUGCGACAGUUAGCAGAGAGCCCCCAAAACAACAUUGAAAGAUUGAAUCUAUUGAUUGACGACCAUCAUUUUAAUCUUCACAAGUUGUCAUCUGAGGGAAGCUGUUCGUAUUGCAUCACGCCAAAAAUGGCCGAUCCACAGGACAUGGAUUAUUUGGGAAGAGUUGCCGUCGCGAAUACAAAGAUCACGGGAAUGGAUCUUUCGUUUCUGGCCUCUAAAGAAGACGACCUUAUCCUGUCAAUAGCUCCAUGGAUCGCGAGAAUGAGGGGACUGAAGUAUCUCAAUAUUGAAGGCUUUAGACUACAACCAGAAGGGGGGGGAGAAGAAUUUGUCAUGGCAAUGAUUUCGAACACAUCAAUAGAACAAGUGAUUCUUUCUAGCGGUUGCGUGUAUGCGAGCUGGAUUACUCACUUUGCGGAUUUGAACAAGGGCGGAAGAAGACUUUUGGAAGCAGAUGAUGUAGAGUCGCUUUGGCCUCUUGUGUUGAGCAAAGCUUGCAAAGCAACCUACACGGGCGGAAAAGAAUCAAUUCCACAAGAGAACCGGCGAGCCAAUGUUGUCUACGACCUACUCCGUAGCCAAGCUGGCCUAUUGGGAGCAAACAUGUAA